AUGGUUGUCGUGUUUUAUCGGAGUGUGAGUGAUGGCUGGCGCGUCGGCGUCGCGGAGUCGCUCGACGGUGUGGAGGUGCGCGUCCGUGACGGAAUGGCGGAGGAAACUGUUCCUUCUUCGGACAUUUAUAUCCCGGAGUUCUCACCCGCAGAAGGCGACGUACAGUUGCUCUUCCGCAUGGAUGACGCACCUUCAGAAUUCCUUCAGAAAAAGAAUGCCGCGCUGAUGUCCCCCUCUCCUCUUGUUGGUCUGCCGCCACUUAUUGAGCUGCUUCGCUACCGUGUCGCCAACGACGAACUCUCUACUAAUAUUGGCGACAAUUUCUCCAUCCUGUUGGGCGAGGGCAGUCUCCUUGACAUUCACCCGCCUGGGUACGAUAUGGCCCUCAAGGCCGUUCUCGCUUGGAGGGGAUCACAACAGCAACAGGUGGUAGUGUCCUGUGGUCACGCGCAAUCCAAUUUGUUCGACGACCUGGUGUGCUCAUGCUGUCUGCUGCUCGACGCCUCACCGGUCCAACUGCGAGUCAUCGAUGCGGGUAUGAAGGUUAUCUCUGCCUUCACCACCACAAUAGGGAAACGGCAAAUGAGCUACCUGCAGGCACAUGUGUGUGCAGAAGAGGUGAAGCACGAAAGUGUGAAGGGGGUACGUGUAGAUUGCGAUCAUCUUUGUACCUCUCGCAUAGGCGAGCCAAACGACUUAAACUUCAAGGUAUUCUCAUAUAUUCUCUACGGGUUUAGCGACGAGGAGAAGGAGCGGCUCUACAUCAACCGUAAGCAGGAGGAUUUUGUGUGCCAAUCAAACAUUCGUGAUGUGAACCUCAUUGCACAGCUCCGCAGUGAGUAUGCCACCUUCACUGAAGCUCUCGAGGUGCUUGGAAUAUCGUUUACUACCCAAUUGGCUCUCUUCGGGCGCAUCGCGGCUAUAAUGCAUCUCACUGAGAUCGAAUUUUAUGAUGACGGUUCCUUGUCAAACCUUCCAGCCCUCAAAAACGUUGCCCGACUCUUGCAGAUGGACUUCCAGGAGUCUCUGCGUAUAUUCACCUCGCGGGAUGUGUGUGUCGCUGCAGCGCAGUUGCUGUAUCAAGCUACAGUAGCUUUUGUGAUUAGGAAGGUGAACAGCGUCAUGAAUUUCGCAGACUCAUCCUCGUUACCACCGCCCUCUGUCACGGUGCUCUUCAUUCCCCCGCUCUCACCUGUGGCAUCUGACGACUUGCAGAACAUUGUGGUCGCCUGCGUCUACGAGGACCUCGUGCAGUCCUUCCUGCGGGUGAGCGACCAGGAGGUGGUGCGGUGGCAACGCUCGGGGAUCCGUGUACCAGAGAAUAUGCAGGCAGUGCUUGAUUCGCUGGACAACUACAGUCUGCUGAAGGUGCUGUACGGCCUCGGUGGCAUUCUCUCGGUCGCACAGACAACACAACCCGUGGAGCAGAUCAAAGUGGCGCUAACCAGUUGCGCCAAGCACGCCAAAGUGAAGUUUAACGCCAGUACACUUGUGCUCAUCGUCGAGCACUCCUUCGGGACAAGACAGUACCAGUUUCCGCGCAGUGCGGAACAGCUGGUGAGGCUAAAAACAGUGCAUCACGCAGACUACGAGGCUCUCCGUGCCUUUCUUAUCGAGAACGCUGAUGUUGAUACUCAGGAGGCGCUGCACCUCCUGUUGCAGAGCGACAAGGAGACUGCCGAGCAUGUCAUCACACAGGAAAUGCAGCACGUUAGGUCACUCCUUGAUGUGCUAAAGGACGAGACCAAGGUGUUUUGGUGGAUUGGGAGCGUCGACCUUGGCGCCGACUACCGCGGCGACUACGUGGAGGCGCAGAUAAGAGAAAUCCCGUUGCGGUGUGCCGUCCAGCUGCGGCGGCAUUUGCCUGAACACUACAUUACUUGUCGUCCAAAUUUUAUCUCUACAGCUUUUAAACCGCUGCUGCCACGGGCCACCUCCAGUCGCAGCGAUGUGCGUGAGGUCGCAGAGGCUAUCCUGAGCCACUGCGGUGCGCAGUAUUACGUGGCACCGGAAUAUUUUCUGCUGAGUGGCGAGACACUCGGGGAACUGUACCUUCGUCUAAAGAAGCAGCUUCAACGGCAUGCGAUGUGUAUUCAGGCGUUUGCGCGUGUGCAGCUUUGCGCCUACACGUUGCGGUGGCGCGUUGCGGCGUGGGCGGACGUCAUACAGAAUAUCGAAAGACAACGGCACAGAAUUGUUGAGGAGCGCCGCUACCGCUCCCACAAUAACAGCAUGCACAACAUGCAGUUUUUGGAUCUUGUGGAGUCAGAAAAUACUGCUCGUACUACUAUCAAGGAGGAGUGCUGGAGCGAGAGAGCGGAAAUGCAAAGAGAAUUUCAGGCGGAUAUCGAGAGUACACUAGUGCAGCUCGUUGCUUCGUCAAUCCGGAGAGAGGACAAGGAUGCGCGAGCAGUCAUGCGGUGUAAUCAGACAGAGAAGUUGCACAUGAUUGAGGAAUACAUUCAGCAACGGCUGGAGAGACAUCGGGCCAACCUGGACAGCAUCAUUGAGGAGCAGCUGUGCGGUGCCACCACCCAACGACAGUCUCAACGUGCCUUGAAGGCUCAUGAGCACCUUCUCCGUGAGCGCGCUCGGAGCGAGGGACGGCGGAGGCGGCUGGAGGAGGCGAUUGAGCGCAAGCGUUCCAAGAGUGAGAUGUCUCGAAGAGAACGUGAGCGGGAGGCACAAGCACGGGGCAAUAAAAUGUGGCUUCGCCAUCAUCGCAACCAGGUCGCCCGUAAGGAAAUUCAGCAAGCACGCGAAAGUUAUAACGAAACUCUCGCGGUGCAGAUGCUAGUUAACGACAUGGAGACAAAAAUGACACAACGAGUGAAGGAGGAAGUCGUGUCGUUCCGGCGUCAAGAGAAUGAACGCCUAUUUCGGAGGCUGCGCGAGGAGAGGCAACGCAGAGAGGAGGCAGUCAUUCAGGCCGCGAAGGCGAGCGAAGGGCGGGUGGUGCAGCGGGAGCUACGCCAAGAACGAGCGAGGGAGGCGGGCGAUCGGCGUAAAAAGCGCGAGGCACAGAAGCAGUUCGACGAACAGGAGCGACAGCGGCGGGCAAUGCAACGUAUCCACGCGGCGACGGAACGGCAGAAGAAGAAGUUGAUGGGUUCACUCCUCAUGGCGCAGUCUAGUCUCACAAAACCGCGUCUAUAUGAGCACAGUACGGGACAAGCAUCUCUUCGCACAAGGAUGCCCGACUGCCCGCUCGAUGAACCUCUCAUGCUCGCCAGCGGGAAGAAGACGUACGCACGGAUGCUGUCGGAGUCGUCAUUGCGGGGACUCUUCGACUACCACACGACGAAGCCACGUGCGAAGUCGCCGUAUCCGUACGCCACACCUAAUCGGUAG
Trypanosoma grayi is the source of this 3351-nucleotide messenger RNA. RefSeq lists its product as hypothetical. Bases 1 to 3351 code for a protein of 1116 amino acids. Lineage: Eukaryota; Euglenozoa; Kinetoplastea; Trypanosomatida; Trypanosomatidae. The record is from RefSeq and is a predicted model, not a curated record. The transcript has a single exon. Gene Ontology annotation, cellular component: vesicle; cytoplasm; myosin complex. Gene Ontology annotation, biological process: actin filament organization; vesicle transport along actin filament. Gene Ontology annotation, molecular function: actin filament binding; microfilament motor activity; ATP binding.